AUGGCAGCCAACCUGUUGUUUAUGAUUGAUGAAUUACUUGUCGAAGAAGAUUAUGAGGACAAUAAAGAUACUUUUGAUAUUGUUUCUGCAUUUGCAUUAGCCGCUUCAUUAAUUAGAGAAAACCGGGUAAGAAUAAAAGGAUACAUGGAGUCCAUCGUGCCAGAGUAUAGUGAGGUUAAUUUCAAGCGAAUGUAUAGGGUGUCUUCGUCAUCAUUUGAAGUUUUGACAAAUCAUUUGAGGGAUUAUCCAAAAUUUGUAAUAAAAGGAAAGGGGGGCAGAGAACCCAUUUCAGUUGAAAAACAACUUUUAAUUACAUUAUGGUAUUUGGGAAGUAAGGAUACAGUUCAUAAAAUAUCUGAUAGAUUUGGUAUUUCUGAAUCAACAAUGCUGAAUUGUAGAGACAGAGUCUUGGCUGUGUCAAUCGUACAUUUAAUGGACAAAUUUAUAACAUUGCCAGUUGGGAAUGAACUUCAAGCUGUAAAGGAUCGUUUUGAAUGGAGGAAUGGGUUUUCUGGAAUUGUUGGUUGCUUGGAUGGUACCCACAUCCGGAUUACAUCACCAAAACAUAAUCCCAAAUCAUACGUCAAUCGUAAGGGAUUUCACUCAAUACAAUUGCAAGCAGUAUGUCGUGAAGAUAUGCGUUUUAUUGAUUGUUUUGUGGGAUUUCCUGGAAGCUGUCACGAUUCUCGCAUUCUUAGAAAUUCAGAUUUAUUUUCGAAAGGACCGGAGUAUUGUCAAGAAGGACAUAUAUUAGCAGACGGGGGUUAUCCUCUUUUAAACUGGUUGAUGACACCCUAUAGGGAUAACGGUCAUCUCACAGCUAACCAGAGAAACUUUAAUACUUUACUCUCAUCAAAUAGAGUAAUUAUUGAACGUGCUUUUGGAAUUCUCAAGGGUAGAUUUUCACGUCUUCAAUAUCUAGAUACAACUAAGAUUGAAACAUCUGUUAAGAUUAUUAUGACAUGUUGUAUAUUCCAUAAUAUAUGCAUUCUAAACGCUGACAGUGUAGAUGAAUUCUUUGGCUGUGAUGAAGAUUUACCCAGUCUGCAAGUCAAUACAGCAGAUCCAGAUGCUGUUGGGGCUAGAUUAAAACGUGAUAAUUUAGCCAGGAAUCUUCAAAGAUAA
Molecule: messenger RNA, 1125 nt
Organism: Patella vulgata (common limpet)
Lineage: Eukaryota; Metazoa; Mollusca; Gastropoda; Patellidae
Product: putative nuclease HARBI1
Exons: 2
Coding region: 1-1125 (374 amino acids)
Source: RefSeq, a predicted model, not a curated record